AUGGUCACAGCUUCAAAGAAUGUGGUAGAGCCAGUGUUCAUUGUCCUCGCCUUCACUGCAGGCUGUCUCAUCAACAGACGAAAAAAUACCCAAGUAUCAUACAAUGAAUCUCCAGAAGAUGUCGAGACUGGCCAACGAUACAUCGAUUCGCCGACCCUGAAGCCAGCUCUACUGCAAAACGAACGACCGGCACGCAAAGCCCCCAACUUGUUCUUUGUUCUUCUUUCACGUUUCUUCAACACUUUUCCUUUUCUAAUCGAGAUUUGGUACUGGAAUUUGACAUACUGGAUAUACCAAGGCCUUCGAGCUUUCUCAGCCAGAACAAUCACUGGUAACAAAGACAUCUUCGACCGCGCAAGAGAUCACGCUCUUCAAAUCCUCCGCCUUGAAUCCUUCUUCGGUCUCGAUAUAGAGCAUAACUUCCAGACAUACAUGAUGUCCGAACAACCUUGGCUCAUGUCCAUCCUCGCCAAGAUCUACUACUCCCACAUCAGCGUUGGUAUACUCUUUCUUAUAUACAUCUACACUUAUCUCCCCCCUUCGACAUUUCAACGAAUCCGUCGCACAAUCGCAGUCGAUAAUGCAAUCGCUUUUGUCAUCGUUACCCUCUGGCGCUGUUCACCUCCUCGCUUACUCCCUCCCGAGUACGGCUUUGUCGAUGUUUUACACAGUAAAGCUAGUAACUUCAACGUCUGGAACAACAAUAGCUUCCAGUUGACCAUCGCUGCGAUGCCGAGUUUACAUUUUGGAACAUCACUCUUCUUCGCUGUGUGCAUAUGUCGCUUUUCUCCGCAUCGCUUCAUGCGCAUACUCGCUCCUCUGUGGCCUGCUGCUAUGAUCGUCACGAUAGUUGCAACUGCGAAUCAUUUUCUUACAGAUGCUUUUAUUGGAGCUCUGGUUCCUUUACUUGGGUGGCGUAUUAAUCAGGCUAUUCUUGUACUCAAGCCUAUUCAGGAUUUCGUGUUUGCGCCGUUGGUCAACAGGUUGGACCUGAUCGAUUCUAACGUCCGGACUGUUCCAAAGACUUUGUAA
Molecule: messenger RNA, 1032 nt
Organism: Fusarium pseudograminearum CS3096
Lineage: Eukaryota; Fungi; Ascomycota; Sordariomycetes; Hypocreales; Nectriaceae
Exons: 3
Coding region: 1-1032 (343 amino acids)
Biological process (GO): inositol phosphoceramide metabolic process; sphingolipid biosynthetic process
Cellular component (GO): inositol phosphoceramide synthase complex
Molecular function (GO): inositol phosphoceramide synthase activity
Source: RefSeq, a predicted model, not a curated record